Raphanus sativus (radish) is the source of this 1059-nucleotide messenger RNA. RefSeq lists its product as uncharacterized. The record is from RefSeq and is a predicted model, not a curated record. Lineage: Eukaryota; Viridiplantae; Streptophyta; Magnoliopsida; Brassicales; Brassicaceae. The transcript has 2 exons. The coding region runs from base 37 to 1020 and encodes 327 amino acids. Gene Ontology annotation, cellular component: chloroplast.
CAGACGAAGAAGAAGCAUCAGAGCUGAAUUUCAGAAAUGGCGAUUUCUACAUUACUCUCAACCUCUCCUUUCACACUAUCUCCCUCAUCUAGAAAAACCCAUCUCCUCACUCCAAUACCCACCACUAGGGCUCUCUCAUCAUCUCCCAUCUCUCCAGGAGGAUUGAAUCGAAACAGUUUCAUACAGAGUCAAAGUCCCAGUCUUUACUACUACCCAUCACGCCGUAACUUCACCAGACGCCGCCGCUCUUCUUCUCCAGAUGGGUUUCUCGGAACAACCAAAGAAGAUGAAAAUGACGACGAAAGCUUCCAGCUUGUUGGCGUAAACCCGUUAAAAUUGGCGAUAUGCGUUGUGUUCUGGACCACUCUCUCUCUGCUCUGGUUUGCUAGGUCCGGCGAUGCCAAAGCCGCCGCUGACUCCACCAUCAAAUCAUCCUCCUUUGGUCUCAGAAUCGCCGCCGCUCUCCGCCGGUUCGGUUGGCCUGACGAAGCUGUGGUCUUUGCUUUAGCCACGCUUCCGGUUAUCGAGCUCCGUGGUGCUAUACCUGUCGGUUAUUGGAUGCAGCUUAAACCGACGGUUCUCACUUUCUUCUCUGUUCUUGGCAAUAUGGUUCCGGUUCCAUUUAUCGUUCUCUACCUCAAAAAGUUUGCGUCUUUCUUGGCGGGUAAGAGCAGAACAGGUUCGAAGUUACUCGAGAUCUUGUUCAAAAGAGCUAAAGAGAAGGCUGGACCUGUGGAAGAGUUCCAGUGGUUAGGACUAAUGCUCUUUGUAGCCGUUCCGUUCCCUGGAACCGGUGCUUGGACAGGAGCUAUCAUAGCAUCGGUCCUAGACAUGCCGUUCUGGUCUGCUGUUUCGUCUAAUUUCUGCGGGGUUGUGUUGGCGGGACUGCUUGUGAACUUGCUGGUGAAUCUUGGUCUGAGAGAAGCCUUUGUGGCUGGUGUUGCUCUCUUUUUUGUGUCUACGUUUAUGUGGAGUGUAUUGAGGAAGAUUAGGAAGUCUGUAAGACCAACUUUGCCUUGAAUUGUUUUUUUUUUUAAAUGCCAAAGACUUCUUCACAUA